Messenger RNA from Paralichthys olivaceus (Japanese flounder), 1289 nucleotides. The record is from RefSeq and is a predicted model, not a curated record. Lineage: Eukaryota; Metazoa; Chordata; Actinopteri; Pleuronectiformes; Paralichthyidae.
CGGGUGAAGUUCAUCAAGCUCCACACGUUGGGCGACAACCUGCUCGACUCCCGUGACGAGGUGACGGAGAAGUACUACUACGCCCUCUACGACAUGGUCGUCCGCGGAAACUGCUUCUGCUACGGUCACGCCUCCGAAUGCGCCCCGAUGGACGGAGCGCCGACGGGAGCUGAGGGAAUGGUCCACGGCCGCUGUGUGUGUAACCACAACACCGAGGGAUUGAACUGUGAACGCUGCACAGACUUUUACAACGACCUACCGUGGAGACCUGCGGAGGGACGAAACACACACGCCUGCAAGAGGUGUGAGUGCAACCGUCACUCCACCUCGUGCCACUUCGACCUGGCCGUGUACAUGACGACCGGCAACACGAGCGGAGGCGUGUGCGACGACUGCCGACACAACACGGUCGGCCGACAGUGUGAGCAGUGCGCGCCCUUCUUCUACCAGCACCCCGAGAGAGACCUGAGGGACCCCAGCGUCUGUGAACCGUGUAACUGCGACCCGGCCGGGUCUCUGGAGGGCGGACUGUGUGACCCGCGGACCGACGUGGCAGCCCGGCUGAUCUCAGGCCAGUGUCGGUGCAAGGCCCACGUGGAGGGCGAGCGCUGCGACCACUGCAGACAGGGACACUACGGGCUGGGACAGGGGCCUCACGGCUGCCUGGCUUGUGUGUGUAACCUGCUGGGCACUCUGCCGGGAGGAAACCCCUGUGAUUCAGACUCAGGAAAGUGUUUCUGCAAACGCCUCGUGGACGGACACAACUGUGACCAGUGUCUGCCUCAGCACUGGGGUCUGUCCAACGACAUGGACGGCUGCAGACCGUGUGACUGUGACCAGGGCGGGGCUGUUGACAAUAACUGUGACCCUCACUCAGGACAGUGCGUGUGCAGGGAGCACAUGUUCGGACGUCGCUGUGAUCAGGUCGAGUCCGGCUUCUACUUCAUCACUCUCGAUCACUACACCUACGAGGCCGAGGACGCCCAACACGGACCCGGUGUGACGGUGGUCCAGAGACCUUAUCCUCUGGACCGUAGUCCCACGUGGACCGGUAUGGGAUUUGUUAACGUGCCAGAAGGAGCCUACUUAGAGUUCAACAUCAACAACAUCCCAGAGUCCAUGGACUACGACGUCCUGAUCCGCUAUGAACCACAGCUGCCAGAGCAGUGGGAGCAGGUGAACAUCAGAGUCCAGCGUCCCGUCUUCAACCCUCCGAACUACAUCAGUCAAUGUGGUAACUACAUCCAGGCUGGAGACGAACAGGCCAUCUCUCUCCCACCUGGAUCCAG